Messenger RNA from Salarias fasciatus (jewelled blenny), 4539 nucleotides. Its product is annotated as multidrug resistance-associated protein 1-like. Lineage: Eukaryota; Metazoa; Chordata; Actinopteri; Blenniiformes; Blenniidae. Gene Ontology annotation, cellular component: membrane. The record is from RefSeq and is a predicted model, not a curated record. Gene Ontology annotation, biological process: transmembrane transport. The coding region runs from base 13 to 4539 and encodes 1508 amino acids. The transcript is spliced from 30 exons. Gene Ontology annotation, molecular function: ABC-type transporter activity; ATP hydrolysis activity; ATP binding.
ACCAGAGCUGCCAUGGAGGACCUGUGCAGUGGAAGUGGUCUGGAUCAGCUGUGGGACUGGAACCUGACCUGGUACACAUCCAGACCAGACCUGACUCAGUGUUUCCAGCAGACUAUCAUGGUGUGGUCCCCCUGCGUCUACCUGUGGACCUGCUCUCCUCUUUACCUCAUCUACCUGCAGCUCCGUCCCCACAGAGGCGUCAUCCCACUGUCCAAACUGUGCUGCAGCAAGACGCUCCUGGGUUUGAGUCUGGCUUCUUUGGGACUUCUGGAAAUGUUUUACCUGCUGGUGAAGAAGAAUGAAGAAAUCCAGAAACACCUGCUGGUCCUGAUGAGUCCUCUGAUCAGGAGCUUCACCCUGGUUCUGGCAGUUAUCAUCAUCUGGGUAGAGAGGAUGAAGGGAACUCGUUCUUCUGUUCUCCUCUUCCUCUUCUGGACUCUUCUGGUUCUUUGUUCCAUCGUUCCGCUGAAGGUCCACAUCCAGCAGAUCAUGGAUCAGGGUUUUUCAGACGACGCUCUUCGAACUGCGGCCAUUCUCUUCUGUUUUUCACUUCAAUUCAUCCAACUGAUCCUGAGCUGCUUCAGUGACAUCCGGCCAACCGGCAAACGACCCACCGUUAACCAGAACCAGUGUCCAGAGGAAGACGCGUCAUUCCUCUCAAGGUUCUUCUUCUUCUGGUUCAGCGGUUUGGUUCUUCGAGGUUACCGCUGCCCCCUGCUGGCUGAAGAUCUUUGGCAUCUUCGGGAGCAAGACUCGUCCAGCAAGAUCAUGUCGGACCUUGAGACGUUCUGGACGCUGAAGUGCAAUCAGCUGCAGACCCGGUUCUGCUCCAGAAGAGGAUCCACCACCAUCACAGAGAAGACCCAACUGAUGACCAAGACCAGAACCGGACCUGGCUACCAUUUCCUGAUCCUGCACACUCUGGGGCGGAGUUUCGGACCUUACUUCCUGUGUGGGACAGUGUGUCUCGUCCUCCAUGAUGCAGUCGUCUUCACUGUCCCACAAGUCCUCAGGUUGCUGCUCAGCUUUAUGGAGGAUGCAGACGCUGCACUGUGGAAAGGCUUCUUUUUUGCCGUCCUCCUCUUCCUGUUGUCGUGUCUUCAGUCGGUUCUCCAUCAUCAGUACAUGUUCCACUGCUUUACUGUCGGCAUGAGAACUAAGACCGCCGUCAUGGGCCUGGUCUACAGAAAGAGCCUGGUGAUGAGCAGUGUGGCACGGCAGCAAUGCACCCUGGGAGAAAUCAUCAACCUGGUUUCAGCUGACACCCAGAAGCUGAUGGACUUUGUGGUUUACUUCAACAGCACUUGGAUCGCUCCCAUUGAGAUUGCCGUGUGCUUCUACUUUCUUUGGCAGCUCCUGGGCCCCCCUGCUCUGGCUGGUCUCUCUGCAGUUCUCCUUAUCUUCCCUCUGAACGGCUUCAUUGCUAAACUGAGAAGUAAACUUCAGGAGGUUCAGAUGAAGUUUACUGACGGCCGGAUCAAACUGAUGAACGAGAUCCUGGGUGGUGUAAAGAUACUCAAGUUUUACUCGUGGGAAGAUGCCUUCCUGCGGCGAGUUGACAUUCUUCGAGACGGAGAACUGGGAGCACUGAAGAGAUCUCAGAUUCUGUACUCUGUUUCUCUGGCUUCAUUCAACUCCUCCUCCUUCCUGAUUGCCUUGUCUGUGUUUGGCGUCUAUGUGUUGGUGGAUGAGCGGAACGUCCUUGAUGCUGAGAAAAUCUUUGUUUCUGUUGCUUUGAUCAACAUCUUAAAAACUCCUCUAAGCCAGCUUCCCUUUGCCAUGAGCACCUCCAUGCAGGCCGCCGUGUCUCUAAGACGUCUGGGAAACUUUCUGAGUCAAGAUGAAUUGAAGACGGACAAUGUGGAACGACACCCUCACAGUACAGAAGGACAUGCAGUGGUGAUUGAAGGUGGAGUCUUCUCCUGGUCCAAUAGCGGCUCAGCGUGCCUGCAGAAUGUCAACAUGAAGUUGAAGACAGGGUCUCUGGUGGCAGUUGUUGGCCAUGUCGGUUCUGGAAAGUCCUCUCUGCUGUCGGCCAUGCUAGGAGAGAUGGAGAGGAUUAGUGGCUCAGUCUCCCUUCAGGGUUCAGUGGCCUAUGUCCCCCAGCAGGCCUGGAUCCAGAACGCUUCACUGAAGGACAACAUCCUGUUUGGAGGAGACAGGAAGGAAAGCUGGUACCAUCGUGUCCUAGAGGCCUGCGCUCUGCUGCCAGACCUCCAUAUUCUGCCAGCUGGAGACAGCACUGAGAUCGGAGAAAAGGGUCUCAACCUAUCAGGAGGACAGAAGCAGAGGGUCAGUCUCGCUCGAGCUGUUUACAGGAAGACCGAUGUUUACCUGCUGGAUGACCCGCUGUCUGCAGUGGACGCUCAUGUGGGACAGCACAUAUUUGAUCGGGUCAUUGGACCUGCAGGACUCCUCAGAGACAAGACCAGGAUCCUGGUGACUCAUGGCCUCAGCUUCCUGUCCAAGGCAGACCUGAUCCUGGUGAUGGAAGAUGGCCACGUGUUUGAGAUGGGAUCCUACGUGGAGCUGAUGGAUCGAAAGGGGGCUUUCUCCAAGUUUGUCCACAGCUUCAGUGGAGGCCGGCGCAGAGAUGUGUGUGUAGGCAGCAGGAAGUCAGUCUCUCGUGUCAGCAUCACAGAUUUUUCAAUUGAUCUUUCUCAGGAGCAGCUCAUCAGCUGUGACCUGAGCAGUGCCAGCCUCCAGCUGGUGGAGGUGAUGGAGGAGGACCUGGCAGGUGGAGCAGCGGACGCCGGGAAGCUGACGGAGGCAGACAGAGCUCACACAGGAAGAGUGGCGCUGCAGACCUACAGACAGUACUUCAGGACGGUGGGCCUCACCUUCAUCAUGACGGUGGUGUUUCUGGGAGCCUUCCAGCAGGCCGCCUCUCUGGCCUACAGCUACUGGCUGAGCCUGUGGGCCGACGAGGCGCCGCUCAACGCCACGCAGGGCGACCGGCAGCUCCGCCACGGGGACCACCAGCUCCGGCUCAGCGUCUUUGCUGCCCUUGGCUUCACUCAAGGCCUGGCCAUGUUCGGGACCACCCUGGCCGUGGCCCUGGGGGGCCUGGUGGCGUCGCGGCAGCUCCACGCCGACCUGCUGCACAGCGUUCUCCACUCUCCCAUGUCGUUCUUCGAAGCCACGCCCAGCGGGAACCUCCUGAACCGGUUCUCCAAAGAGAUCGACGCCAUCGACUGCAUGAUCCCCGACGGGCUGAAGAUGAUGCUGGGCUACCUGUUCAAGCUGCUGGAGGUCUGCAUCAUCGUGCUGCUGGCCACGCCCUUCGCCGGCCUGGUGCUGCUGCCGCUCACCGCCGUCUACGUCUUCAUCCAGAGCUUCUACGUGGCGUCGUCCUGCCAGCUGCGGCGCCUGGAGGCCGUCAGUCGCUCUCCGGUCUACAGUCACUUUAACGAGACGGUUCAAGGCGCCGGCGUCAUCCGGGCCUUCGGCGAGCAGCGGCGCUUCAUCCUGCAGGCGGAGCGGCUCGUCGACUCCAACCAGCAGGCCUACUUCCCUCGAUUUGUGGCCACCAGGUGGCUGGCGGUGAACCUGGAGUUCCUGGGGAACCUGCUGGUUCUGGCAGCAGCCGUCUUUUCGGUGAGGAGCCGUGGUGAACUGAGUCCAGGGGUGGUGGGUCUGGCUCUGACUCACUCUCUGCAGGUGACAGGGAUCCUGAGCUGGAUCGUUCGGUCCUGGACUGAUGUGGAGAACAACAUCGUGUCUGUUGAGAGAGUCCGAGAGUACGACCAGACGCCCAAAGAGGCCUCCUGGACCACCGGGUCCGGCUCCCUGCCCGACACGUGGCCCGGCUCGGGAACCAUUGACUUCGAGGCCUACGGACUGCAGUACCGGAAGGGUCUGGACUGGGCUCUGAAGGACAUCUCCGUCAGCAUCCAGGACCGGGAGAAGGUGGGGAUCGUCGGGAGAACCGGAGCUGGAAAAUCCUCCCUGGCUCUGGGAAUCUUCAGAAUCCUGGAACCGGCCAACGGCCGAAUCCUGAUCGAUGGAAGAGACAUUUCUCAGAUCGGCCUCCAUCAGCUCCGAUCCAGGAUCUCCAUCAUCCCCCAGGACCCUGUUCUGUUUUCUGGUUCUCUGAGGAUGAACCUGGACCCAUUUGAGAACUGUUCUGACGAGGAUCUGUGGAGAGCUCUGGAUCUGGCUCACAUGAAGAGCUUCGUCUCAGGUCUGCCUCAGAAACUGGACCAUGAGUGCAGCGAGGGAGGAGAAAACCUCAGUCUGGGCCAGAGGCAGCUGCUGUGUUUGGCCCGUGCUCUGCUGAGGAAGUCCAGGAUCCUGGUUCUGGAUGAAGCCACGGCAGCGGUGGACCUGAACACAGACCAGCUGAUCCAGUCCACCAUCCGCACUCAGUUCCGGGACUGCACCGUGCUGACCAUCGCUCACCGCCUCCACACCAUCCUGGACUACAGCAGGGUGAUGGUGAUGGAGCGGGGCUCGGUGGUGGAGAUGGACUCUCCGGCUCAGCUGCUCCGCCUGCAGGGUGUCUUUUACCAGAUGUGUGUGGAGGCUGGUUUAGAGUGA